This is a messenger RNA of Triplophysa dalaica, 5479 nucleotides long. RefSeq names its product period circadian clock 2 (gene per2). Bases 226 to 4326 code for a protein of 1366 amino acids. Gene Ontology annotation, biological process: circadian regulation of gene expression; entrainment of circadian clock by photoperiod; negative regulation of transcription by RNA polymerase II. The record is from RefSeq and is a predicted model, not a curated record. Lineage: Eukaryota; Metazoa; Chordata; Actinopteri; Cypriniformes; Nemacheilidae. The transcript has 24 exons. Gene Ontology annotation, molecular function: transcription cis-regulatory region binding; transcription corepressor binding. Gene Ontology annotation, cellular component: nucleus; cytoplasm.
GAAACCGGCGCAUCUGCUGAAGUGUGUCAAAGCGUUUCUGUGACUGAGAACCGAGACUGGGAUUUUAGGAAUUUUUCAUUUAAUCCGGACAGGACAGACAUUCUCGCUCUAUAACAGAAACUUAUUUUUGAGUUGCCAGGAACCCUAUCAUUGCUCUAAAUUCCCUGCACUAUGAACAUGAGAUGAUCUCCUUGGCAUUGGCUUCUUUUCUUCAAACCCUGUCUGAUGUCUGAGGACCUGGAUUCCAAAACGUACCGGUUCUCCUCUCUAGUUGGUGGACAGGAAGAGGCAGCCGGCUGCAGUUCCAUGGCGACGCUGCAUUGCAUGGCCAACUUCGCAGAGGGAGCUGGGUUCGGCAUGGCAUCGGAAGGCAGCGACAGCAGCCAGGACCUGCCCAACUCAACUCACGGUAGCCGGAAGAUGACGCAUUCCCUGCACGAGGACGUGGAGAUGAAGAGCAGCGGGUCCUGUGGGAGUGGAACGGAAUUCCACGGCAAUGAUUCCCAUGAAAACGAAUCCCACGGCCAUGAGUCCACGGGGAGUUCCAAUGGCCGAAGCAAAGAUUCGGCACUGAUUGAAUCGUCCGAGAGUAAUAACAGCUCCAACUCUCACAGUCCUUCGCCCCCCAGCAGCAGUAACGCUUUCAGCCUUCUGAGUGCAAGUUCAGAGCAAGAUAACCCGUCUACCAGCGGCUGCAGUAGUGAAGAGUCUGCCAAGGCGAAGACACAGAAAGAGUUGAUCAAAACUCUGAAGGAACUGAAGCUUCGUUUGCCUCAAGAUAAGCGGAAUAAGGGCAGCAAGUCGACCACGCUGAACACGCUUAAAUACGCCCUACGCUGCGUCAGACAGGUGGAGGCAAAUGAAGAAUCCUACCAGUUGCUUAUGAUAAAUGACAGUCAGCCAUCUGGGCUCGAUGUUUCAUCUUAUACCAUUGAAGAGAUUGACAGCAUCACAUCUGAAUACACCCUCAAAAACACAGAUAUCUUUGCAGUUGCUGUGUCGCUUAUCACUGGAAAGAUCGUCUACAUUUCAGACCAGGCGGCUUCCAUCUUGAAUUGCAAGCGGGAGGUGUUCAAGAACGCUAAAUUUGUGGAGUUUCUCACACCCCAGGAUGUUAGCAUGUUUUAUAGCUUCACCACACCAUACAGACUGCCGUCUUGGAGUAUGUGCACCGGCGCAGAAUCGUCACCGUCAGACUGCAUGCAGGAGAAAUCCUUCUUCUGCCGCAUCAGCGGAGGGAAAGAGUGUGAGGGAGAUCUUCAGUACUACCCCUUCAGAAUGACACCUUAUCUGAUGAAAGUGCAGGACACUGAACAUUAUGAAGAUCACUUCUGCUGCCUCCUGCUGGCAGAGAGGGUGCACUCCGGCUAUGAAGCUCCCCGAAUCCCAACGGACAAACGGAUUUUCACCACAACACACACUCCCAGCUGUGUGUUUCAGGAUGUGGACGAGAGAGCUGUUCCGUUGCUAGGAUACCUACCGCAGGAUUUGAUUGGCACGCCUGUCCUACUGCACCUGCACCCCAGUGAUCGACAGGUCAUGCUCGGCAUCCACAAGAGGAUUUUGCAGAAUGCCGGCCAACCGUUCGACCACUCCAUCCGCUUCUGCGCUCGAAACGGAGAGUACAUCAUCAUAGAUACCAGCUGGUCCAGCUUUGUCAAUCCCUGGAGCCGCAAAGUUUCCUUUAUCAUCGGCAGGCACAAAGUUCGCAUGGGUCCAGUGAAUGAAGAUGUGUUUGCAGCUCCAACUGUGGCUGAGGGGAAGGCUGUGGACUCAGACAUCCAGGAAAUCACUGACCAAAUUCACAGACUCCUCCUGCAGCCGGUGCACAACAACGCCUCAAGCGGUUAUGGCAGUCUGAGCAGUAAUGAUCACCUGCUGAGCGUGGCAUCUUCGAGUGAAAGUAACGGCAAUGGAACAUGCCAGCGUCAGGAGGACGAGGAUGAGAGACGGGCCAAACCGAGGAGCUUUCAGGAGAUAUGCAAAGGAAUCCACAUGCAAAAAAGCCAGGAGCAGCAGUCGAAGAAAAGCCCUGCGAAGGUUCUUCAGAAAAGUCCAGCGGUACGACCCAAAGACUCGGCGCACCCCGUCAACUGGAGAGAGCCCACCGAGGAGCAACAGGCGGCUGUGCAAGAGGAGUUGGCCUUCAAAGACCAGACCGUCUACUCUUAUCAGCAGAUAAACUGCCUGGAUAGUGUUAUAAGGUAUUUGGAGAGCUGUAACAUGCCAAUCACAGUGAAGAGAAAGUGCCAAUCCUCCUCAAACACAACAUCCUCAGACGAGGAUAAGCACAGAGUGACUGAGAACACCAUUCAAAUGUCUGAAGAAACUGGACAUUUAAAGGACCGGCUGGGUCUCUCAUCAUUACAUGUGUCAAAGAAGGCCCCAGGCUCUGGCGUCGUGAGUCCGUCUCUCGCUCCGCUUCCACUGCUCAGUAAACCUGGAAGUGUGGUGUCCAUCACCAGCCAAUGCAGCUACCGCAGCACUAUCGUACAUGUGGGAGAUAAAAAAGUUGUGUCAUCAACAAGACAAAUCUCUUCAAAGCAAGAAUUCUCUUCCAAACUUCAAAAGAUCACCGAGGAGGUCCCUAGCGCUGAAGGCAUUGAGGUUCAGAGUCUUUCCGUCCCGCCGGCCGCAGUGUCGCCACUCAGUCCAGAGAGAGAGGCUUACAAGAAACUAGGCCUAACCAAGCAGGUUCUGGCGGCACACACCCAGAAGGAAGAACAGGCGUUUCUGAGCCGCUUCAGAGAGCUGCGAGGUGUGCAUGCUUUUAAAGCAGAUUGCUCUCUUUAUUUGGAGAGGCAGAAAGGAGAAGUGGCAUUUGAGGCCGUUCCCACUCCCCAUUCAUGUAAGCAGGGUGGCGGCGCGCCAGAGACCAGCGGAACACGGCGAGGUCGCAACAAGAAGACCAAAUCCAAGCGUGUCAAGCCCAACGAUUCCUCCGACAGCACUCCUUCUGGCCGUAGGCCGCCACCCAGACCUCAACUGCAGGGGCUCAACCAGACCUCCUGGUCUCUGUCGGACACCUCGCAAUCUGCGUACCCCGGCGCCUAUCCAUCCGUGAUGCCCGAUUACCCGCUUCAAGUAUACCCUGGGGCCGUUGUCAUGCCUUCAGGGGUGGAUGCGUCCAUGAAUGGGAACAGCCAGUGCGGCCUGGAUCCAUGCAUUCCCAUGCAGACGGCGUACUCCGGCCCUCUGGUCACGCCCAUGGUGGCCCUGGUGCUGCCCAACUACAUGUUCCCGCAGAUGCCCGGCACUGCACAGCAGCCCUAUUACCCGAAACAGGGAGGUUUCCCAGGCCAGCGGAUGUUUCAACCACAGCCAGGGUUCGUCCCGCAGCCGCAGUUCCCACCUCAAUCCACUUUUACCAUACAGACUCAGUUCACCUCACAGAACCCUUUCACCCCUCAGACCGCAUUCCAGCCGCAACCGUUCCAGCCAUGCCCGGAUGAGCCUCCGAAACAACCUGAACCCGAGCUGAUGGAGGAGGAGUCACGAAGCCCUACCCCUCAGUCCACACCUCUUUUUCAGUCCCGAUGCAGCUCGCCGCUGCAACUCAACCUUCUGCAGUUAGAAGAGACUCAACGCUGUGCUGAGAGACAUGAAAGCUCGGCGCCCCCUGUUGUACAACAGGAGAACAGCAGAAGAAUUGUUGAGAAAGCGUUGCGUGCUACCGGACAGGCCAAAACAACUGACAAGGUUGUGCCACAGGAUGAAGGCUCAACUGUUGACGGACAGCACAGUGAUGCUUUCUCGUCGUCUAGUGACCUCCUGGACAUUCUCCCAGAGGACUCGCGGUCCGGCACCGGAUCUGCCACUUCAUGUUCCAUGGGAUCCCAUUCAAACGGCUGCAGAAUGUCUGCUAGUGGCGGUUCUGGCAGUGGAACCGGAAGCAGCCAAACCAGCAACAACAGCAGUAGCUACUUCGGCAGUGUGGACUCAUCACAGAAAUCCCAUAAGGCCAAGGGGCAAGCCUCGGGUACAGGAUCAGGGCUGCUGGAGGGCAGCGAGAACCUGAUCAAGUAUGCACUGACGGACCCAAUGUGCCUGCUCAUGGCCAACGUGGAUGAAAAUGUUACGAUGUCAUACCAACUGCCGUCUCGCGACAUUCAGAAGGUUUUGCAGGAGGACAGGGAAAAGUUGCGGCAGAUGCAGAAGAAUCAGCCGCUCUUUACAGAGGACCAGAAGAGAGAACUGUUUGAGGUGCAUCCCUGGAUGAGACGGGGCAACCUACCCAAAGCCAUUGAUGUCAAGGCAUGUGUCGGCUGCGAGGAGCUCAGUGAAACUCUGACAGAAGAAGAUCCACCCGAUCUGCACAUGGGGUAAACAGAAGACGACCAAUGAGGAACCAAUACACACUUGUCCAGGUCCCUCACCUAACAAACCACUGAUUCAGCCCACAUGUACAGGCCUCAUCUGAUUGGACGAUGACAUCUUGCAUUUGCCACAUGACUUGGACUAUGUAUGGUUUGCCGUUGUUUGUUUGUCUAGAGAUGUAUAAAUAUCUGAAUGAAUGAAUCAAUGGGUGGAUUCUGUUUUGAGACUUUAAAAUAAUAUUUAUAUGUGGUUUCAAAGGCUAGAUUUUGGUCCAUUCAAUGACCAAAGACUUUAUCUUAGAGAAUAUAUUUCCUUUCCAGUGUUUGUUUUAAAUCCCUUAUGUUAAUGUAUACUGAUGACUGAAACUUUCCUGUGAAUAAUUUAUUUUUGUCUGUACAGAUCACUUUUUCUAAAAAAAACGUCUUUUAUAUGUUUUUCCAUGUGAAUAGAUUUGAACCUUUACAGUAUGUUGUGUUGUGGGAUAGCUGUCUGAUAUCCUGUAAAUUUGCAUUUAUACACAGUUUAUAUGAACCAGAAAUAUUAUUUAUUCAACUUGGACAGUUCUGAUUCAGAUAAACAAAAUGAACUAAGGUGACCUAGAGAUUUGGUUUAGCGAUUGCAUCUUAUUUUCAGAUGUUGAAUCUGUUAAGCCUUCACAUGAAAUGUAGCAUAUUGGCUAUCAGUAAAGUAUUUUAUUGUGAUUGAGGAGUUUGGCAACUGUUUUCCUGUUUAGACGGGCCUGUUUGCUUCAAAAGCAGCCUGUUUGAUGGUUUGUAGCACUUCAGUGUGAACUUUACCAAGGUGGAGAUUAAUUCUUAAACUACGUAACUACCCUGGCCAGUUUUAGACUGUUCACACCUGUCGUACCAACCACCACAGCUUCCACCAUUACUAAACCGCAAAACAACCUUGUCGAUGACAAAUAGAAGAGACUUCAUUAACUAAAGUACCACAUGGUUGGUUGACUUGACAUUAGAACUUAUAUUUUGAAACAGAUAUUGUUAUGAAGUAUUUUUUUUAAUCACAAUUUAUAGGCCACAUUGUAAAUAAAUGUGCGCUUGCAUUCUGUGACUUGAAACAUGGACACAUUGUGUUACUUUAUGCUGUCCUGUUUAAUUGUUUAUAAAAGUGAAUCUUAAAUAAAGUAUAUUUUUAUAAUGAA